This is a messenger RNA of Plasmodium knowlesi strain H, 3327 nucleotides long. Its product is annotated as WD repeat-containing protein 66, putative. The coding region runs from base 1 to 3327 and encodes 1108 amino acids. NCBI's taxonomy places the organism in Eukaryota, Apicomplexa, Aconoidasida, Haemosporida, Plasmodiidae. Gene Ontology annotation, molecular function: protein binding. The record is from RefSeq and is a predicted model, not a curated record. The transcript has 2 exons. Gene Ontology annotation, cellular component: motile cilium.
AUGCAAAACGAAGGCACGUUGGACGAACCAAUAACAUUAAAGUUCUGCUACGGAAUUAAUGAGUCGCUUAGUAGUGUGCACGUGAUAAGGAAGCCAAAACAGGAAGGAGACACGACACAGGAACAUGGAGAUCCCCUGAUUGUCUACACCUCCGAUAACAAUAUCGUCAUUGUAGAUGAAAAGGAACAACUACUAUUUAGGGGGCAUGUUAACAAAAUUUCAAAAUUGAUAAAAAGUUAUAAUAAUGAAUUUAUCGUUUCUUGUGACAAGGGGAAGGAUUCUUUCAUCAUUUUGUGGAGACUAAAUCAGAACGCCUUACUUCCCGUUAAGAAGUUUUUUUUUCACAGUUCCCAUGAGCCCUCAGGUAAGAGUGAGUACAAAAAAGACAUGGAUGGGGAGGAAUUCAACAGGAAUGACAGUUCAUGUCUGGUAAACAGUCCACUUGGAGGAACCCAGGAAGGAGUGACCAGUGGACAUGGAAACAUUGCCGAAGUAGGUAACGUAGGAUACGAGUGCGUGGAUAUAAGUUUUGACAACAGGUACAUAUGCGCACUGACGGAGAAGCAACCCUACGUUAAGGGAAAUCAAAGGAGUACACAGGGAGAGUCAAUCCACCAUAAUAACAAUGGAAGAAGCAGUAUGAAUGCCGUUUUUUACCAAGAAAUCGUCAUCUUCGAUACGAACGGAGGGGAAGACAACAUUGUAUGCAAAGAUAAAAUAUAUGGGAAGGAAACUCAAGAGAAAAUUCGAUUCAAUAAAAAGUAUGAAAUAAUUUCAAAUAGUAAAUCCAAGUUAUACAUUUACAAUUUUGCAAAAAAACAUAGAACAAUUACCCAUUACAGUCCUUCCUUAUAUAAAAGUAACAUAAUAAAUGAGCGUUUUAUAUUUACGGAAACGUCUUUUGUGGAUAACUCCACAAUGCUCUUGACAGGCACGACAAAUGGGUACCUCAUUGUCUGGGAUUACAGUUCCAUAUUCUUGAGCAAAACAAAACAAACGGUUAAACAAAGGGAAUAUCAAAAGUACCUAGAAAUAAGAAAAGACAUUCCAAUAAACAUUGUUCAGAGUUAUGGACAUUUUGUCAUUUUAGGGCUCAGUGAUGGAAGCGUUCAGGUAUUUGAUACAAACCUCAAAUGUUACGCAUGGUUUGAGAAUAUCCAUGUGGGGCAAAUUAAAUCCAUCUCUUUUGAAAUGUCUAAUUUUGAGGAAGACUUCUUUUCAUGGAACUCUUUCAUCAUAUUCACUGAAAAAAACGUUAUUAAACAAAUACACCCCAACAGUUUUAACAACGUGGGGAAUACUACCCAGUGGGAUGACAACUACGGCGAUCAGCAUGGAGUAGGGGGGAAACACAUCCCGGGAGAAGUGCCCAUAGCAAGUGGUGCUAAGAACACACUGAAUGAACCCCCCCAGACAGAAAAUAAAUUGCUACUUCACUUUGACAGCUCCUGCAUCAGCUGCAUAUGCACAAAUCCAACUAGCGAAAAAAACGUGAUAUACAUUGGAAAUGAAAACGGGCUAAUUGAAAUCUUCGACUUUGACAAAAACGUAAAAGUGCAGUCAAUUUGCUUGACAUCGAAAGAAAUCGUAUCCAUACUUUUCAGCAACAGUGGAAAUAUACUCUGCGUGGGAUGUAAGUGCGGAUUCAUUCAGAUGAUCACAGCGGAUAAUCUCAAAACAUUUUUUUCCAGCAGAGAUAUGAAAUACCAAGUGACUUACCUGUACUUCAGUGAAGAUGACAAAAUACUCAUUGCUUCUUCUGCAAAUGCUAAUAUGAUAAUUUAUAAAAAUGAUAAUUGUGAUAAUCCCUUCGACUGGAAGUUUGCCUACAGAAUUGUUAACACUAAUAAUAUUACAUUAACCGAUUUGAAAAUCGUUAAGGAAAUUCACAAAAAAAAUUAUUACAUCAUUGUAGGCAUAACAGACAAUAGGUAUAUGAUAUUCUAUCAUUACAACUUUCUCGAAAAUAAUGUAAUCAUUUCCUAUUUACCCAUAGAACAGAUUUACGUCCCAACGUGCCUUUCGCAAAAUCUGUCCUUUUACGAUAGACAAAUAUUAUGCAUCUGCAAUGAAGCGUCCAAAAUCCGUUUCUUCGAUUUGGAGACCAAAAAAAUCGUAAAAACGGUUCACCUCCCGUUUAGGGAGAAGAAUGUGAAAAAGUUUCUGCCCCUCAGGGGUUACGGGGGAAACGAUACUCUCACCGCUGACGGAAAGAACAAAUCAACCGAACCAGAUAAACACAACCUGGAAAAAAAUAAUAUAUUCCUAUUUGUGCUUAACGAAAACAUGAUUGUGUUUACCCAAACACCUAUAGAUGCAAACUGCUUCAGGUACAUAGGGGUAAUCGUCUCCAGUGGGGCUAUACAAAAUGUCAUUUCGAAGAAUGAAAACAUUUUUAUACUGAGUAACAACAAAAUCUUCUACUAUCAUAUUAACGCUAAUGUGUUAAAAAAAAACAUAGAGGUCCAAAGUAACACACUACAAAAUUUUAUCGAACAAAUUGGAGGAAAGACAAGCAACAUGUAUAGAGAAAUUAUGGACUCCUUUUAUUACUGUGAAAUUCAAAAGAAAAAAUUUCAACAAAAAAAAGAAAAACAUGAUAUCAAGAAAUUGCUUAAUAUUCUGUCUAUUGAGUACAUCUUUGCCUCUAUCAAUGUGUUCCUAUCCAAAUUUGAAAUACAGAACAUAAUACAGGAGUAUCACUUUUACUAUAAGUACGUGCUUCCACUGCUGAUGGAGAGCGGGGCUCCUGUCGCCGAAUCCCUUUCCAUGGCUGACGGUAUCACACUGGUGAAUUAUAAAUCCGACGACGACCUCCUCCUGCAAAACCUCUUUUUUGUGCGGCCCCCUGGGUGCACGGAUACCCAGGAACAUUCCGACAAAGACGCCCUGAGCGAAAGUUGCGCAGGCAUCAAUUCCAGUCAACGAAAAAGAAGAGACAAAAGCGACGACGACAAAAAGGAUGAGGAUAACCAAAGCGAAGCAAAUCCAAGUGGUACAGAAAACACCCUCGAUGGGGACAUCACAAAGGAUUGCGAACAUAUAUAUUUCAACAUCAAUGCGUUUAUUUAUACCUACUUCAAUUUCGCUACGGAAGAAGAAACGAAUUUGGAGCAAGUAAUACAAAACAUCGGAAGUUAUUACAAAGAUAGUAAUAAAAAGAAAAAAAUUUCUUGCAGUGAUUUUUUUGAGAUGCUAGAAAAUUACGGAGAAACCAUGGACCAAAAUGAGUUUCAAAGAAUUUUUCAAAUUUUUACAAAAAGUGAGGAGUUCCUUAACGGUUCCGACAUAUUCGACUUGGAUUUGUUGAAGGACCUACUCACGUAG